CUUGCAGCCUGUUACAUUUUUGAAUAAGCUAAAUAAGCUGUUCUAUUUUUCUUCUGAUAAUACCAUAGUUACUAGUCAUGGUUUGGUUAGCAAGGCUACAGCAGAAGCCAUUUUUAACAAAGAUGCAUCCAUUUAUAUGUCAUUUCUUGAAUCGUUAUGUAUAGCUACCAAGAUUUCACAGGAGCAAGUUAAUGUAACUAUUGAUCAGUGUAGUUAUUAUAUUUCUAAUGUCUGCACUCACCCACCUCUUUUGCAAUGCAGUCCUACCUCACUUCAUUUGGUUCAUGACACAAAUAAUUCAUUGUCACAUUUUUUAGUCACUUUCACUGCCAAUUUUCUGAAGUCAUAUUCCAAAGCUCAACUCGAUGUAUCCAGGAUCCCUCACAUCAAUGUGACACGAUUUUGCUCUCAGUCAGAUGGUCUACUUUUUGAGCUUGUUCAUUUUGGGGAUAUCAUUGAAUUUCGUUUUCCUAAUCUUGGUAAUGAGCUUUUGCUGCAUAAAGUCUGUGAGCAUAUUGUCAUCAUAUGUCAUGAGAUAAUGAAGGAAAGUGAUGUAUUAUAUAAUUUUGCAAUAAUGUGCGAGAGGUCCGAGCAUUCCUGUGAGCUUAAGAUGGAGCGCCAUGCUCUUCCUUUUGAAAAAGAGAAAUGCGAAAAAUGUUCUGUUGCCAUGUCCAGUCAAGAUACUAAGAAGGUCAAAGUAUUUAACAAAAUAUUGACAGAGCAUAAAGUUGCUGUCAAGAAAAGACUCAACGGAGACUCUUUCUCAUCAGAAGAUGCUUCUAUCAUAUCAGAAAAAUUGACUGAACUAUCAGCUGAAGGAGCCAAAGCUGUUUAUAAUGAAUUUAUGGGAACAACCUCAGAUAAAGACUGGAAAGACUGGAAGGUCUUUAUGCAAAUGAUACUUACCUGGGAAGAAAAGAAUAAAGAUGCAAAGAGACAAUUUUUAUCAAAGUUUCGGUUGAUAGAUUUAGCUGAUAAAUCAGAUGCUGAUAGAAUGCAACAAAUUACUAACAGUCAAAUCAGAGGUUAUUACAGAUUACAAGGAGAUACGUCUACAAUUCAACAUUUAAAAAGUGAUUCUGUUGAAAAAGAUGAGACAAUAGCCAAAAUCAAGAAGCAGGUAAAAUCUUUUAAAGAUGUUGGAGUACAGUUUGAUUACAUGGAUAAUUUGAACUCUUUGAGUGAUGUCCAGAUAGCAGAGAAGAAGAUAUUCUCAAUUCAAGGAGACAAGUCACAGUUGAUAAACUGGGAGGAUUUUGGUUUGAGAAUUAGUUUAGAAGACUGUAGCUUAUCUCCCUCACAAACAGUAGAAAUAGCAGUGAUUGCCCUUGUAGGAGGACAGUUUCAGUUUCCUAAGAAUACUAUCCUAGUCAGUGCUGUGUAUGCAGUAUCACUCUCAAAGCCUCUUCUGAAACAACUAACAUUAGAAAUACAGCAUUGUGUUGAUUUAUCAAGGCAACCAGCUCUUAGUCGUUAUCUCAAGUUUGCUAUAGCUCCAUUAAGCCACACACCCAGUCUUCCUUACCAGUUCUCUAUAGUUGAGGGAGGAGAGUUUAAACCUGUUAGUUGGUAUGGAUCCAUUCAGCGUAAAGAGUUCUGUUUGGUAGCUAUUGUUGGGGAGAAACAUCUACCCAAAUCAUCAACUAAUGGAGAUGAGUCAGAGGAAGAGGAGGAGGAGCAAGAGGAACAAGCAGAAGAGGAAAUUGAGGAGGAAGUGGAAGAUGGUAAUAGUGAUUCAUCCAGUGAUUCUGAUAAGACUAAAAAUCCACCAGGAGGUAGCAGUGGAGGACAAGGAGAGUCUACUAAUAAUAAGGGAGUAGAGGAAGAGGAGACUGGAGGUCAGCCAUUACAUGAGGAAGGAAAUGAAGAGCAAGAUAAUGAAAGAGUAGAAGAGUCAAAGGAUCAUGAAGAACCAGAGCAUGAAGAAGCAACUGCUCCAAUACCUUGCACUGAGAUUAGUUCAGAUUUUAAUAGUAAAAUGGUUGUUUCCACUGGCUUAGUAGAAAAUAUGACAUAUGUUGGACAGGUUUAUUAUGAGGAGAAAAGAGCUAAAGAAUUGGUGACCUUCUCUGCAGCUAAGAAAUUGAGUGCUCUCCAUGAGUUCAUUGAGAAGAAACACGUACAAGCUGAGAUUGAUCAACAUGUUUAUUUUUCUUUCAAUCCUUCUUAUUCAUAUAUUGAAUUAAAUUUUGAUGCUCCACAAAAGAAGCCUUACACUGGAUGGGAUAUUGAGCCUCACCUUCAGCCUUGUAGAUUGCGUCGUUGUGAUGUUGAUAAUUUUGGUGACGCUAAUUAUUCUGUUCCUCCAUUUUGUUUGAUAUCAAUAUAUGGAUCACCUGGUGCUGUAUCAUCACUACAAUACUCUGUACCACUAGUGGGUGUUGUUGACCCAGUUACAUUGCUCAUUCAUUGUUCAUUGAGAACUGCUCCUCCUCUUCCACUUCCUUCAACAAAUCCUACUACCUCCUCCUCCCUUAAUGUAGUGCAUAGAUCAACGCCAGUAUCAGGAGCUAUAGGUACAUUUAGAUCUGAUAUUGCUCAUAGAGUAAUGACAGAAUGUACUGGAAUGAUAAAGAAUUGUGGGAUUGAUAUUCACUUCUUAGUUGACAAAUUGUUGGAACACAAUGUUAUAAAUGCAAGAGAGAAGAGAGGAAUAACUGAUGGCUACACUAAACAAACUGCUGGUGAAAGAAUGGAUGAAUUGCUCCACAUCAUUUCAAGCUCCAUUAAUAUGGAAGGAGAAGUAUUUGGUAUAUUCUUAGAUAUACUCAGAGAGGAAGGGACUAGAAGAAUUAUUAAACUAGCUGAUAAACUAAUAGAAAAAUAUAAUAAAACUUAGCUUAUUUUUUAUUAUUGUUGUUGUUGUUUUGCUUAUUGUUGAUUUUAUCAAAGAAAAA
Amphimedon queenslandica is the source of this 2897-nucleotide messenger RNA. RefSeq lists its product as uncharacterized. The record is from RefSeq and is a predicted model, not a curated record. Lineage: Eukaryota; Metazoa; Porifera; Demospongiae; Haplosclerida; Niphatidae. The transcript is spliced from 11 exons. The coding region runs from base 137 to 2839 and encodes 900 amino acids.